This is a messenger RNA of Aegilops tauschii subsp. strangulata, 882 nucleotides long. Lineage: Eukaryota; Viridiplantae; Streptophyta; Magnoliopsida; Poales; Poaceae. The record is from RefSeq and is a predicted model, not a curated record.
AUGGGCCAUGACAAUGUGGCAGGGCAGUCAUCAACCCGUGGUGUCCCUGUAGUGGUGUCUUUGCAGUCAGAGAGUCAUACUCUUGAUGACACGGGCACCGCGGCAAAUGUUCCUGGUCCAACCAGGACUGAGCUCGGUGCUGGCGCUGUUGACGGUGCUGUGCAAGGAGAAGAAGGAGAAGAUGAGGCUGGUUCUCAGCCAAUGGAACCCUAUGUUGGCAUGAGGUUUGACACCCUUCAAAUUGCUAAGGAUCACUACAACAGCUACGCCUUAUGGAUGGGUUUCUCUGUCAAAAUGAACACCUCUAGGCGGACAGGCAAUGUAUUGGUAAAACAGCAGUUUUGCUGCAACAAGUAUAAGAAGCCAAAAGCUGAUGAUGGUGGAGCUGAGGCUCCUCCUAUCCUGGACCCUAUACCAGAUCCAAUACCUGUUGACACUGAUGAGGAAAUGGAAGAUGAACCUCCAAUCUUUGCUGAAGAGGAGGCUGGUGCUAGACGUAUGAUGCAUGUAAUGGCAGAGUUCUAUGGAUCUGAGAUGAUGGUGCCAUUCGGACCAAAGGCCAUAACAAAUCUAUGUACAAGUUUCCGUAGAGAUGACACAAAGGAGGGUGAUCUGAUUGAGACAAUUGCGCACUUCAAGGAUAUACAAAAAACCGAUCCAGACUUCUUCUAUAAGGUGAAAUAUGAUGAAGAGGAUAGAGUUGUCAACAUAUUUUGGGUGGAUGGCACAGCUCGAAAAGCUUAUGCGGAGGCGUACCACGAUUGCAUAUCGUUUGACACCACCUACAUGACCAACAUGUACAAUAUGCCGUUCGCGCCCUUCAUAGGAAUAAACCGACAUGGCCAAUCUUUCAUGCUGGGUUGCGCAUUUGUGAGGCAGUAG